AUGCUAUUCACCUCCAUCAUCUCCCUCGCUCUCACCCUCGGCGCCUCCGCCAUGCCCGCCCGCCGCGCCGACCCCGCAAACACCCGCUUCGUCCAACUGCGUCUUUACGGCGAACCCAGCUGCUCUGCCCAGAACCUCGGUGAGCUCGGCGUAUACGGCGACAGCGUCAACAAGUGCCAGACCUUCGGCACCGAUACCAUCCGAUCCGUCAGCUUUGAAUACAAAUAUGCCGACAACUGUACCCUCGCUGUCUACAAUGAUGUGACUUGUCACUUGAACCGUCACGAUGUCAACGUCGGGACUUGUUUGUCUGGCGAUAAGAGCUACGGCAGCUACAUUGUCGAGUGCCCCCUUGCAUAA
This is a messenger RNA of Penicillium brevicompactum, 360 nucleotides long. RefSeq lists its product as uncharacterized. Bases 1 to 360 code for a protein of 119 amino acids. Lineage: Eukaryota; Fungi; Ascomycota; Eurotiomycetes; Eurotiales; Aspergillaceae. The record is from RefSeq and is a predicted model, not a curated record. The transcript is spliced from 2 exons.